Molecule: messenger RNA, 1615 nt
Organism: Dermatophagoides pteronyssinus (European house dust mite)
Lineage: Eukaryota; Metazoa; Arthropoda; Arachnida; Sarcoptiformes; Pyroglyphidae
Product: 3-oxoacyl-[acyl-carrier-protein] reductase FabG-like
Molecular function (GO): oxidoreductase activity
Source: RefSeq, a predicted model, not a curated record
AAAUUUUUGUGUUUACAUUCGAUCGAUAAUUCGAAUCAUGGGAAACAGCUGUUUAAUCGGAUGUUCAGAUACAGUAGAAUCCGUGGUUCAAGAUAAUAAUAAUUGUAUAACAACUGGUCUAAAUGGAAUGACGAUAGCGGCUACAGGAGCGGAUAAAAUCAAUCAAACGAAUCGACGUUGUAUACGUCCAUUUACAAUAAGUCGAAUAACAUCGGUACAAUUAGCAAGUGAUGCACGACUAUAUCGUGAUCAAACAUCACGUAAAACACCGGAUGGUUUAGAUAUUGAACAGAAACAUAUAUCAUUAAAUUCAUUAAAAUCAUUUAUACAGAAUGAAUUAUCAACUGAUCUAGUAAUUCGUACAAAAAUCGAUCAUUAUAAUAUUGAAACAAAUAAAGUAAUACAAAAUUGUUAUAUUACAAGUUUUGGUGGUCUUUCAUCAAAAACAUUGAAAACAAAUCAUAUAAAUUUAUUAUUGAAUGCAACCAUCGAUUUACCUAUGGUUGAUUUUCCAAAAAUUAAUGAAGAUAGUCAAAGUCAUAAACAACAACUAUUAAAUACGGAAACAUUACGUGUACCGAUCAGUACAAAAGAACCAAGAACAUUAAAAUUAUAUAUAAAUGAUGUUGCCGAUAAGAUACAUGAAAAUUAUUUAAAAAAUGGCAAUACAUUAAUCUAUUGUUAUGAUGGUUCAUUAAAUUCGAAAGUUGUAUUAAUAACCGGUUCAAGUUCGGGUAUUGGUGAAAGUAUUGCUAAACGUAUGGCUGAAUUGGGUGCAUUUGUUGUUAUCACUGGCCGUUCAAAAGAAAAUAUUAAUCGUGUUGCUAAUGAAUGUUUACAAUUAUCACCAAAAAAAUCUAAACCAUUAGAAGUGGUUGCCGAUAUAACGAAUGAUGAUGAUGCAAAACGUUUAAUACAAUCAACAAUCGAUAUGUUUGGACGAUUAGAUUUAUUGAUUAAUAAUGCUGGUUAUGCACAGGUUACAUCUGUAUUCGAUCCAAAAUCAUUGGAAACAUUUGAAAAAGUUAUACGAUUAGAUGUUCGUGCUACAAUCAAUCUUACAUUAAUGGCUAUACCAUAUUUGGAACAAACAAAAGGAAAUAUUAUUAAUAUUUCAAGUGUUUGUAGUUUAAAACCGCUUGUAGGAUUUUAUGGAUAUUGUAUGGCUAAAGCAGCGAUUGAUAUGUUUACUCGUGUGAUUGCAAUGGAACUUGGACCAAAAGGAAUACGAGUUAAUUCGAUUAAUCCGGGUGGUGUACAAACGAAUUUCUUCACUGCAAUUGGUUUCAAUUCGGAACAAGUAAUGCAACAAGAAGAAUAUUUACGAAAAUCAUCACCAUUAGGAAUGAUGGGUGAACCGAAUGAUAUUGCCGAUCUUGUUGCCUAUGUUGGUUCAAAUCAUGCAAAAUUUAUGACAGGUAGCUGUUUAUUAAUUGAUGGUGGUGCUUUAUUCAGUUCACUUGCAUUGGCUACAUAAUCAAAAAAAAUUUUCUGUUUCCAUCUGACAAACAAACAAACACAAAAAAAAACGUACUGAUUAACGAACAUUCAUUCCAAUAUUCGAAAGCAAAUUUGUCCUUCGAACAAUAUCCUAAUACAACUUUAUUUUUUUGAU